UUCAAAUAAAAUAGCAAAUUUAUUUAGUUUUUUAUAAACGUUGUAUUUCAUUAAAUCAGAAUGGUGGAUAAGCUCAAUAAACAAAUAGUUCUCGAAUCUGCUUUCAAAGGAUACGCGAAGUUUGGAAAUUCUAAGAGUGAUGGGAGUCAAAUAACAUUAACCAACAUUGACAAAUGGUUGAAAGAAGUUGGUAUUAUUGACGGAAAGAAAGUUUCGACUACUGAUACAGCUAUCUUAUUUCAGAGAUUUAAGUCUAAAACGAUUGACUUCAAGCAGUUCAUGAUUUUUAUAGAAAGUUUAGCUAAAGAGUGCAAAUUAAAUGUUGACGACUUAAUAGGUAAAUUAUCCAAGAGUGAUGUCCCUGGUACUUCAAGAGCGACUCAAGUGGAAAAUUCAAAUAUUGUAAGCCGUAUGACAGAUACUUCGAAGUAUACUGGUUCACAUAAAGAACGGUUUGACAAACAGGGAAAAGGUAAGGGAAAAUCAGGGAGAGAAGACACAUCUGCAAAUACGGGCUACGUGCAAGGAUAUAAACAUAAAGAUACAUAUGAUAAAAAGAAGAAAUAAACAGAACAUUAACUUACUUGUCGC
Colias croceus (clouded yellow) is the source of this 591-nucleotide messenger RNA. Its product is annotated as tubulin polymerization-promoting protein homolog. Gene Ontology annotation, cellular component: microtubule. The record is from RefSeq and is a predicted model, not a curated record. Gene Ontology annotation, biological process: microtubule polymerization; positive regulation of protein polymerization; microtubule bundle formation. NCBI's taxonomy places the organism in Eukaryota, Metazoa, Arthropoda, Insecta, Lepidoptera, Pieridae. The transcript has a single exon. Bases 61 to 567 code for a protein of 168 amino acids. Gene Ontology annotation, molecular function: tubulin binding.